Messenger RNA from Galleria mellonella (greater wax moth), 6025 nucleotides. It is a transcript of the gene Sox102F, whose product is annotated as transcription factor SOX-5. The transcript has 8 exons. Gene Ontology annotation, biological process: regulation of transcription by RNA polymerase II; cell fate commitment. The record is from RefSeq and is a predicted model, not a curated record. Gene Ontology annotation, cellular component: nucleus. Bases 513 to 2138 code for a protein of 541 amino acids. Lineage: Eukaryota; Metazoa; Arthropoda; Insecta; Lepidoptera; Pyralidae. Gene Ontology annotation, molecular function: RNA polymerase II cis-regulatory region sequence-specific DNA binding; DNA-binding transcription factor activity, RNA polymerase II-specific.
CGUAUUGUCAGGUUGUAACGCACACACGCGCGCAUUCGCGCACAAUCUGUGACGCGAUGUCGGGAAAAUGAAGUGGAAAGUCCCGAUUCGGCGGAUUACCGGAAAAUCGUAUGCGAUCCGCAAAUACGGGUCGUCGGAAUACCACAUUUCCCGUGCUGUAUAAUAUGAACAAAUAUAAACAAACUGACAUAACAACUUUUGGGUAAAGUGUAGUGAAAGCAAUAUAUAAAAAUCAAUUUGUCUGCAAAGUGGACAUAAUUAUUACUAAUUAUAUAUUUAUCUAACUGUAAUUAGCAAUUAUAAGAGAUAAGAACAUAUAUUUUGUGAGUGGAUGAGAGUGAUAGUGUCCAUAUACAGUAAAAGCAAUGUGUAUAGGUAAUAAAGCACACUGAGUGACUUGUGAUAUAAUUAACUUAUUACAUAGUGAAUAUAAAUAUAUUUACAUAUCGGACUAUAAGGUGCUGAUCUGAGUUUUGUUUGGGCAAUCCUCGGGAUGAGUUAGAAAAAGAAACAUGUCAUCUAAACGGAAGUCACCGCCGUCGAAAUUGCAAGAAGGAGUCACCGAAACCGUUAAGCAAGAAGCUGGUCCCGCCAAUCUGGACUUCCCAGACCAGCCUGAAUCCGACCCUGAACAGCAGAAUUAUUAUAAAUUCUCGCCUAGCCCAUCAACAAGAAGUUCUGUAAGUGAAGAAGACCCAACAAAUUACGACGACGAAAGGCCAACAAAAAAACAGAGAUUAGAAACUUUAGACAUGACAAACAAUCUUCUAGUCCCAUCAUCUUUCCUAAGUCUACAUCAGGUCAAUGACCUACAGGCUCGGAGACGUGGCUCCUCAGAAUGCAGUAGUCCAGGUGCUGAAGCAAAAGUUUUAGGGCUCUGUAACAAUAAUAAUUCAUUGUUAAAUCACAACAGUGCUCUGUCGUUAGCUCCGCCUCAUAAGCGGUCAAUGGAUGACGUCCUUAAGAGAUUAACGUCAAAAAUGAAUAAUAGCACAAUAAAAGAAGAGAAGAGGCCUACACCAUCCACUACGCCAGUCAAGCAAAACAAUGAACGAAGGGGCGUCCUAGACAGCGCGACUCUUCAGGCUUUGGCGGGAGAAAGCGUUCUAGAGAAGGAGAGGCAGCUCUCCGAGAUGAUCCUUCAGCUUCAAAUGGUUCGAGAACAGUUGCUAUCACAGCAGGAGCAAGCUAAGAACCUGGGCAAUGUAAGCGCUGAACUAGAACUCCAGAGGCUUCAACAAGAACAUCUGCGUAGACAAGAGCUGGUGCGGCGCGGCCAACAUGGUUUAUACCCUGGACCUCCUCUCGCACUCUUGCCUCUUCUGGAGCAAAUGCGACCACAACCACCGCCGGCCCCUCCUAACGUGGUGCCAUCAUCUCCUUGGCCAGCGACAGCACAGCUAGCCCAACUGACCGCCAGCGCGCGGUCACCCCCACCCCAAGACCCUGAUGCACCCCUCAAUCUGAGCAAGCAGCGGUCACCAUCACCCGCGCAGGCGUCCAUCAUGCUGCCCCGGUUCGUGCCAUACCCUCCUAUGGACGAGAACCCUCAGUAUAGCAUGCAGAAGGAAGAAGAUUAUAAUGCCGCUUGCAAUACAUCAUCAUGGGGUCAAUCACCGCCCGAAGAAACGGAAAAGGCGAAACUGGUGCGUCAGCCGAAGAGGGACGAAGCAGGGAAGCCACAUAUCAAAAGACCCAUGAAUGCGUUCAUGGUGUGGGCAAAAGAUGAACGCAGGAAGAUCCUAAAGGCAUGCCCUGAUAUGCAUAACUCCAACAUAUCCAAGAUACUCGGCGCAAGGUGGAAGGCGAUGUCUAAUGCUGAAAAGCAACCGUACUAUGAAGAACAGUCGAGGCUGUCUAAACUUCACAUGGAGAAACAUCCUGAUUACAGGUACCGACCGAGACCGAAAAGAACAUGUAUAGUCGAUGGCAAGAAAAUGCGGAUAUCAGAAUAUAAGAAUCUGAUGCGCUCGCGCAGACAAGAGAUGCGGCAACUAUGGUGCCGAGACGGUGGGAGCGAAUUAGGCUUUCUUCCUCUCUCUUCACCCGGCCCAUCGAAUUCUUCACCACCUCCGAACGGAGGAAACUACAUGAACCCAACGUUUUCGCCUCCUUUAUCCCCAGGGGAGGAUGAUUGAGGUACGGCGCGCGGCUGGCCGUACCCGCACGCCGCGCCCCUGUCUCUUCCCCCUACACACCACCCUUGGUAAACCCCUCCAGGAGUUUGAUCCCCAAAGUAACUACCAACAGUAGUAGUACAACGACCGGUUACUAUUCAAAACUGAACCUUGUAAUCAUUGAACUUUCAAGUUAUAACUAGAUAUUUCUCGUGUGAGACAUAAAGACUUUAGCUUAGUUAAUAAACUCUAUAAGUACAUCACUUAAUUUGUGAUUAUAAGUAACUAUAGUUUAAGCGAAUCAUGUCUUUGGAUGCCAGUGUCUCAAUUGGAUCUCUCGUAUAAUAUACAAAUAACUAUUGUUAUGAGAUUAUUCCAUUAGUGAAUUAAGACUAAUAACGACAUUUAUCAGGUAUAAAUAAAUAUAAAUCAGGUGGUUCGAGUGACUUGCUUUUUUAUUAUUAUUUUUUUUUUUACUCAAUGAGUACAAACAUUAUGGAUUGCAAACUCAAGUUACAGAUUCUUAGAUAAUUUCGAAAAUACCUACGAGGGGAGGAUGAUAAGUUUGCGUUCUCAGGUGCUUAAUGACUGAAGAGUAUAGUUUUAUAUUUUUUUUUAUUUUUUAAUAUAAUCCCCCUCAAAGGAAAUACACAUUUUAUAUUAUGAAUACAAAGCCUUUAUGCCUUUGAAAGAAUAUUCUUUGGGUGUCUCCUCGAAAUGGUUUUCUACAGCCGCUUUCAUCUCGCUAUCGUCCGAAAAUCAUCGUCCUCGUAACUCCUUUUAUAAAUUUAAAAAAAAAGAAGAAAAGUCACUAGGAGUCAGGUCUGGAUUAUAGGGUGGAUGAUGAUUUUUUAUGAAUCCCGUAUCUUUUAAGGCAACUCUUGCAACACGAGCGGUGCGAACGGGCGCGUUGUCUUGCAAAAAUAGCAUUCCGCGCGCUAACUGGCCACGUCUCUUCUGUACAACUGCCUCACGUGCCUGACCAAGUAAAUUAGCGUAGUACUGUCCGUUCAUUGUAGUCCCUUUAGCUAACUAAUCAAUUACUGUAAUUCUCUUGCUAUCCCAGAAAAUGGUAGCCAUAAUCUUUGAACCCGACUUUUACAUUUUAAAUUUCUUUGGUGCCAUUUCUCCCUUUUUUCCAUUGCAUCGAUUCUUGUUUAGACUCUGGAUUAUACUGGCGAAUCCAGGUUUCAUCAACGGUGACAAUGCAGUUACACAUUUCGUCAUAAUCACUCUAACACAGUUCUACAAAAUUUUACAGCUUUCCAAUCGGCGCUGCUUGUCGGAUGGUGUGAGCAUUCGCGGUAGCCAACGCAAUCCAUGCAAAAUAAUUUGUGUGCUUCUACUAUCAUAGAUAGUAACGAAAAAUAAUAAGUAGGUACUUUUAUUUUUGAUCAGUGAGUGAUGAUAAUAUCCAUAUAUAUAUAUAGUCGAGUCCAUUUUUUCACCAUUGCAUAUGAAGUUGCAUAAUCCUGGCGAAAAAGUUUGUUUUGGUGUAUUUCCUUUUCUAACAAGGAAUUUAUUUACAGCGCGGUGCUCUAAUUUGCGAGAAUUUCCAGUUUCUGACAUGGUGUUGUUGAUUGUUCCAGGGAUUGAGUGUUAGCGAAUUAAAUAAAAAAAUAGGGUAUUAUUUAUACUUACAGGGAGUCACGGAACUAGUAUUAUCAGUAGUGAAACGAUGAGUCAUCGCUAAGUACCUUAGGUCGCAAACUUAUCAGCCGCCCCUCGUAUGUCUGAUAUUUUAGUUUUAUUAUUCUUCAAUACAUAUUGGAUAAUUGAAGAUUAUUAAAGGUAUGUUUGUAAAUUUUACUUCAAAUAAUAUCUAGGUAGUAACUGCUCGAAUUACACUUGAUUGUGUAUGAACCUAUGAAACCAUUUUAUAAAAGGCGAAAGGGCAUAGGUAGUUAAUUGUGAUUAUCAUUACUCUAUGUAAUGAACUAUAAAAUUAUGGGUCCUUAAAAAUGACGGCACUAAAAACUCUAUUAUUAAUAGGAGAUUGUGCCAAAGUCAUAAAAACCAACAACUUAGGAAAAAAAUGUGUAUAUAUAAUAUUUCAACAAAUCCAGAAGCACGUAACUGUUUUAUAUUAAGUUUUUUUGUAAAUAUAUUAUAUUCCCUUUGUAGAUAAACAAUAUGGACUUUGGCUAAAGGUUAGUCUAAGAUCAUUGCUUAGAACUAUAUUAGUUGUUAAAUGGAAGUACUAUUUGACUUUUGAGUGGCCAUGUAUAAAUAGUAGUUAAUUAAUCAAUAUACUUAAUAAUUGUAGAAGCUCUAGGCCUUAAGCGACUAAAAUGUAUCAAACCAAAAAUUUGAAGCGAAAGGCUUGAAAAUUUUAUGUGUUUUGAACACAUCUGUUUAUACCAAGUGAGAUCUUAAAGCAUAAUGAUUGUAAUAAAAUACUCAUAGAUUAGAUGACAUUGGUAAUAUAUGUCUGUAAUAGUUAUAAAACUACAGAUGACAUUGUAUAUUUUACAUCAAAAAGCCAUUAAUAUUUUGGACAUUUUCUUCUGUCCAUAUUUGAUCUGAUUAUGUAACUAAAUAUUCAUAUUAUGAAAUUAAAAAUUGAUGUUAAAAGUAUGGUAGUUUACAUCGUUUCUUGCAUUAAACCCCAUCACUAUUUCGGACAUUUCCUCCUGUCCAUAUCCGACUUAAUUAUACAAUUAAAUAUUGAUAUUAUAAAAUUAAAAAUUGGUGUUAAAAGUAUGGUUUGAGUCUAAAAUUGUUGGUCAAUUCUGAUAAGUCAAUUGUUUGAUGCGCAAUGAAUUUUUUUUUUAUACACAAAUACAUAUAUGAACCCACCGAUGCGUUGUGGGAUUAUAUAUUAAAGAACAUAAUAUACUAUAAUAAACAAAAUGUUCGCUUUAUCGAAUCGUGCAAUUUUAUAUAGUAGCUAAUAAGUAAAUCAGUAGUCGGUACAAGCAUAAUAUUUACGUAAAUAGGUCAACAAAUUGUAUAGAAAACUUACAUCGUAUGAAAAACGUAUGUUCGUUGCCAUUUUUUUUUUUUAAUUUUGUUAUUUAUUUUUCUAAUUAUAAAACUUGUUUUGUUUUAUUUCACUCUUUUUAAGCGUAUGCCAGUAAAACGUGAACUGUAUGUAGAGUUAGUUUAAGGUUCGUAAAUAUAAUAUCAUGUGUAUGUGAACUUUAAUGUUUGUCAUAUUAAGUAGUGUGUACCUAUUAUUCUUAAUAAAUGUGUAAGGGUUUAGACAGUGACGUUAAAUUAUUUAUUUUUAUGUUGAAUUCCUGUAAAUAUGCGAUAUUUUGAUGUAAAAGUUAGCAAUUGUGGUUAUUUUAUUUAAUGAAGGGACACUUAGUAAUUGUCUUCUUAAAUAUUAUAGAUCUCCAUUAUAAUUUUUUUAUUUAUUCAAGGCGAUUCAAUUCGACGAUGGAUCGCAUAAAAUUACAAGUUUACAUUGGGUUAGUUAUUGACACUGCUCGAAACGAGUUCUUAAUUGCCAUUGUAUGAAAUUAAGUGUGAAGUACUAUCGCGUCAGUAGAUUCAAAUAAUUUUGAAUUAAGAAAUAUCAACUCCUGCUGACAAUUCCACGUAAACAGUACGACACAGUAGCGCCAUUACUGACUCCAGUAACUGACCCAAUAUAAAGCUACCUAUCCACACCUUGCCAUAUAGUAUGUUCUUAUUAUCUACAUCACUUAGAAAACAAUUACUUAUUGAAAAUGUACUUAAUGGUUACAAAUUGUUAUUUUUUAUGAUGUUUACUAUUUUUGUGAACGGAUCUGAACUGUUAAUUCUCCACUUGUACUACCAGUAUGAUUUAGCAUUCGAAAAUUAUUCAAAUGUAUAAGUAGAUAGAGUUUAGGUUUUAUUACCUAGUGUAAACCAGGACACAUUAUUUAAAAAUUGUGCCAAAACCCAAAAGUAAUUAAAAAAUAAACAUUAAAAAUAUA